This is a messenger RNA of Triticum urartu, 1578 nucleotides long. The record is from RefSeq and is a predicted model, not a curated record. NCBI's taxonomy places the organism in Eukaryota, Viridiplantae, Streptophyta, Magnoliopsida, Poales, Poaceae.
AUGAUGACCGUCCCGCUUGUUGUCGCGCUGUUCAACUCGCCCUUCGUCCUCACCACCCUCGCCUUCCUCCUCUUCACCCUCCUCGUCUCCAAGACGCGCAGCAAUGUUGCUGCCCGGGGAACGUUGCCUCCGUCGCCGCCCAGCCUGCCAGUCUUCGGCCACCUUCGUCUACUCGGGAGCCUGCCGCACAGGAGCCUCCGGUCACUGGCCGCGUCCUACGGCCCGGUCAUGUACCUACGCCUCGGGCGUGUGCCCACCGUCGUGGCGUGCUCCGCGGCCGCCGCGGAGGAGGCCAUGAAGACCCGCGACCUGGCCUUCGCCAGCCGCCCCAAGCUGUUCAUGGUCGACCGGUUCUACUACGGCACCGGCGGCAUCGGCUUCGCGCCGUACGGCGAGCACUGGCGCCAGGCCCGCCGCGUCUGCGUCACCCACAUGCUUAACCCGCACCGCCUCCUGUCCUUCAGGCGCGUCCGGGGGCAGGAGGUCGCCGCCCUCGUCGACCGGGUGCGCCGCGCCGGUACCGUCGUGAACCUGAGCGACAACCUCAUCGUCUACUCUUUCACCGCCAUCUCUCGCGCCACCUUUGGCGACACGGACUACGGGAUCGACGGCGAGGAGGGGGGAGCGAGGCUGAGGAAGGUGUUCGCCGAGAUCGAGGAGCUUCUCGGCACGGCCCCCAUGGGGGAGAAGGUGCCAUGGCUGCGGUGGGUCGACGUCCUGACGGGACUGGAGCGGAAGACGAGGCGCGCGUUCGAGGAGAUGGAUGGACUGCUCGAGCGGGUCAUCACGGACCAUCGCCAAAAGAGCGGCGCCGGGGACAACGACCAGCGUGACUUCGUGGACGUGCUGUUAGGGGCCAACGAGCUCGACACGAACGGCAUCAAGGCCAUCAUCCUGGACAUGCUUGCCGCCGCCACGGAUUCAACGUUCACGUUGCUGGAAUGGGCCAUGGCGGAGCUCAUCAACCACCCGCAAGAAAUGCGCAAGCUCCAGGACGAGGUCCGCACGGCCGUCGGCGACGCCGGCCACGUCACCGAGGAUCAUCUGCCGGAUCUACGCUACCUGAAGGCCGUCGUCAAGGAGACCCUCCGGCUCCACCCUCCCACGCCGCUCCUCCUGCCCCGGGAGACGGUCGAGGACACCCAGCUGCUCGGCUACCACGUCCCGGCAGGCACGCGGGUGCUGAUCCACGCCUGGGCCAUCGGCCGUGACCCGGCGACGUGGGGCGACCGCGCCGAGGAGUUCGUGCCGGAGAGGUUCUUGGAGUACACCCACGAGAUGGGGCAAGACUUCGCGUUCUUGCCCUUCGGCGCCGGGAGGAGAGGUUGCCCCGGGGUCAAGUUCGCCAUGCCGUCCAACGAGCUGGCCCUCGCGAGCCUGGUGUACCAUUUCGACUGGGAGCUAGCCGGCGGGAGGAAGCCGCCCGUGGACAUGACCGAGCUGCACGGGCUCUCCGUGCGCCUGAAGACGCCUCUGCUUCUGGCUGCUAAACCGUGGUCAGGCCGUGGUGUCGAAUGAGAGAAAAGCGUCUCUACAUGCUUCUUCUAAGUAGUACGAACUAGCUCAGAGCUCGGAUGA